Molecule: messenger RNA, 534 nt
Organism: Mucor velutinosus
Lineage: Eukaryota; Fungi; Mucoromycota; Mucoromycetes; Mucorales; Mucoraceae
Product: 40S ribosomal protein S20
Exons: 3
Coding region: 1-534 (177 amino acids)
Molecular function (GO): peptide-methionine (S)-S-oxide reductase activity
Source: RefSeq, a predicted model, not a curated record
AUGUCUCCUGCUGCUACUACUACUACUGCUCCCACUGAAAAGGCUACCUUUGGCGCUGGCUGUUUCUGGGGUACUGAACACAUUUUCAACAAGCAUUUCAAGAAUGCUGGUAUCAUUAGCACCAAGGUAGGAUUUAUGGGUGGCGAAUUGGAUAAUCCCAGCUACAAGCAAGUAAAGACUGGUACUACAAACCAUGCCGAAGUCUGCGAAAUCAUUUUUGAUCCCACUCAAGUCUCCUUUGAAAGAUUGGUUGAUUUCUUUUACAGUAUGCAUGAUCCCACUACGCUGAAUGAACAAGGACCUGAAGAUAUCGGUACUCAAUACCGUUCAGCAAUCUUUUAUCACAGCGAUGAGCAAAAGGCAAUUGCUGAGCGAGUGACCAAACAAGUGCAAGAGAAGCAUUUACCCAACACACCUAUUGUAACAACACUCGAGCCUGCCACCACCUUCUUUGAUGCUGAGGAUUACCAUCAAUUUUACUUGGAGAACAACCCUGAUGGCUACGCUUGUCCUACUCACUACCUUCGUUGGUAA